AUGGAACAUCAUCAUACUGUAUGUAAUUCUGUCAAAACAGGGGGAACAGCGGCUGGUUUAUUUGGAACAGUAUUGAUGGUUGGCUCUCUAAUAGCAGCCCCAGUCACUGGUGGAGCAUCUCUCUUAAUAACCGGCAGUGCGGCUGCUUGCUCACUUGGUGGUGCUGCAACAAACAUCAUCACUGGUGCAGUCGAUCGAAGUAAAACUAAGCAAGCUAUCGUUGAAAUUCAGUCAUUAAUGGAUAGUCGUAAUGAAUUGAUAUCGAAAUUGAGAGAACAAUCGAAUCAAUUCAAUACUAUGAUCACACAUUUAGUUAGGAGUGGUGUUGAUGAACACAUCGCAUCACAUGUUGCUUUGACUGCAUUAGCAAAUGGUCAUUACAAUUCAAGGAUAAGCACUGAAAACAAGUCUGUUAACGAAGCAUUCGUUGCCAUGGGUCGGUUUAUUCAAACCGAAUUCGAAAUGAUCAAAGCAGUCGAAUCGACUUCUAAAGCUGUCGCUAUUGUUUCAAAAACAGCUCCCGCUGUCAAUCAGAUGAUAUUGAAAAGUGCUCCUCUGCUAACGGAAGAAGCGGUAAAACUAGGUCUUACUGGCAGUUCAGCGGUGGCCUCGAGUGGUCAAAUGUUGAAAACGGGCGGCGAAGUUUUGAAAGCGGGUGGUCAAACAACAGGUGCCUUAGUGAAAACGUUGGCUACGGCUGCAGUCGUUACAUCUGUGGUCGUCAGUGUGGUGGAUGUCGCCUUUUUAAUCCGAGAUUGGGAAUCUGAUCAUCCGACUGUCAAAGUAACCCGAGAUACUUGGCUACAACUGCAAGCUGAAACAAAUAAUUUCAAAGAUUUACUAUCGACGAUUGAAUCAUUACGAGAACGCGUUUAUCUUGCCAGUAUUGACGACAUUUCAAUUAUUGGUACGAUCGACCACGGAAAUAUGGCGAUGAUUGCUUUAUUGAAUCAAAACAUUGCACAGUGUAUCCAAAUCUGUAAAGACAUGGAUAUCGAUUGGCCGUUUGCUCGCGAGAUGACCUCCAAACAGAUAGUCGCGCUUCUGCAAGAACAUCAAGCAGCACGUGGAUUCAAUCAAGAGGAAUUAGACACGAUUGUACAACAACGUGGAAAAAAGGCCCGUCAAUCAGUCGUUUCUUUGACUUCCAGAAUCGUUGAACAAGUUCAGGAAGAAGCGAAGUCCGCUCAAAAAGAAAAAAAGCCAUCGAAGAGAAACCAGCGUGGUGAACAUGUGAUCAAUAACAACGUUCUUUCCGUACAAAGAGACAUUAUCGACAUGUUUCUUCGUCAAAGACUUCGGAUGACGUUUGCCGAGCUACGCAGAAUUCCACCGGAUAGUUCUAUUUAUCGUGCUUAUCAUCAUUCUUAUGAUACAGAGGUAAAAAACAACAUUCAAAACGUUAUGAUUGCAAGAAUUUUAGAUAAUAUCUUCUAUUUCGAUGCCAAUGCUCUUUUAUAUGGCAUAUUGAUUUAUGUUCUUAGAGCAUCAGCUCGAGAUCACAUGAGCUACUUUUAUGACAAUUCGGGUGCACAAGGUUCUCCUUCAACAUCGAGGCUUCGUAUAACUCGUUUUCUGAUGAAUCAAAUGCAAAUAUACGUCGAUCAGUUUGCUUUGCAAUACUGGUUAAGAUUUAAUGGUGGUAGUCUGUCGACCUAUGAGAGAUCAAAGGUAUCAGUCUAUCGGAUGUUCUCAAACUUGGAUGAUGAAAUUCGAGUUUGGGUGCAAGAAUUGAAACGUUUUGGCUAUUGA
Adineta steineri is the source of this 1752-nucleotide messenger RNA. The record is from the annotation of a GenBank genome assembly. NCBI's taxonomy places the organism in Eukaryota, Metazoa, Rotifera, Eurotatoria, Adinetida, Adinetidae.